Chelmon rostratus (copperband butterflyfish) is the source of this 3221-nucleotide messenger RNA. Its product is annotated as RCC1 and BTB domain-containing protein 1-like. The transcript has 12 exons. Gene Ontology annotation, molecular function: protein binding. The record is from RefSeq and is a predicted model, not a curated record. The coding region runs from base 253 to 1848 and encodes 531 amino acids. Lineage: Eukaryota; Metazoa; Chordata; Actinopteri; Chaetodontiformes; Chaetodontidae.
AUAAGCGUCAGAGCAGCUGAGUGAGGCAGCCACGGCGGAAAGUGAGAAUACGGACAUCCCGCCGCGACUCCGACCCGUGUGGCGUAGUGGGACCGUGAGACGCAAGAGACGGACCAACCGAAGAGCAACUAGAGCACUGGCAACUCUGCCUCCCCACACCCUCCCCACUGCCCCCGUCCCCUGCCAUGCCUUUGGAUUGAGGUCCAUCCCUCCACCCUGCCGCCCUCGCCACAGAUUCGCAGCGAGUGCAUCAUGGUGGAUGUAACCAAAUGGCCCCUUUUCAGCCUGAUGGGGCCCCAGGAGCUCUCCACAAUACGGAAAGCGUGCGUGUUUGGAAUGUCUGCUAACGAGGCCAUCUACAUCACCAAUGAUGAUGAGGUGUACGUGUUUGGGUUGAACUGCAGUAACUGCCUGGGGACGGGGGACAGCCAGAGCACCAUUGUGCCCAAGAAGGUGGACUUCCUGAGUGGGAGGAAGGUGGUCAGCCUGAGCUAUGGAAGUGGACCCCACAUCCUGCUGGCCACAGAGGAUGGAGAGCUAUUUGCCUGGGGCCAUAAUGGUUACAGCCAGCUGGGAAAUGGGACAACCAACCAAGGAGUAGCACCAGUCCUUGUGUCUGCCAACCUGCUCAACAAGAAGGUCACAGAGGUGGCCUGCGGAUCUCACCACUCAAUGGCUCUGACUGACUCAGGAGAAGUGUACGCAUGGGGCUACAACAACUGUGGUCAAGUGGGUUCAGGCUCCACAGCGAACCAGCCCACACCCCGCAGAGUGUCCAGCUGCCUGCAGAACAAAGUGGCUGUCAGUAUUGUCUGUGGUCAGACCUCAUCUCUGGCAGUAGUAGACAAUGGAGAGGUCUACGGCUGGGGCUACAAUGGGAAUGGACAACUUGGACUUGGAAAUAAUGGGAACCAGCUCACCCCCUGUCGCCUCGUAGCUCUGCUGGGUUUAUGUGUGCAACAGAUUGUCUCAGGUUAUGCCCACUCCCUGGCACUAACAGACGAGGGGUUGCUUUAUGCUUGGGGUGCCAACACAUAUGGACAACUGGGCACCGGCAACAAGAGCAACCAGCUGAGCCCAGUUCAGAUCAUGACUGAGAAAGAGAGGAUUGUGGAGAUUGCUUCCUGUCACUCCACAAAUACAUCAGCUGCUAAGACCCAGAGUGGUCAGGUGUACAUGUGGGGCCAAUGCAGAGGCCAGUCUAUAGUGCUGCCUUACCUCACUCACUUUGCCUGCACCGACGAUGUCUUUGCCUGCUUUGCCACCCCCUCAGUUAUGUGGAGGCUACUUUCCAUGGAGCACGACGACUUCUUGACCGUGGCUCAGUCUCUGAAGAGAGAGUUUGACAACCCAGAGACAGCUGACCUCAAGUUCUGCGUUGACAGCAAAUAUAUCUACGUCCACAAAGCAAUUCUCAAAAUCAGGUGUGAACAUUUCAGAUCCAUGUUCCAGUCCCACUGGAAUGAAGACAUGAAGGAGGUGAUUGAGAUAGACCAGUUCUCCUACCCAGUGUACCGCUCCUUCCUAGAGUUCCUGUACACAGACAAUGUGGAGCUGCCUCCUGAGGAUGCUAUUGGGCUGCUGGACCUGGCCACGUCGUACUGUGAGAACCGCCUGAAGCGUCUGUGUCAACACAUCAUAAAGAGGGGAAUCACCGUGGAGAACGCCUUCUCCCUGCUGUCUGCUGCUGUGCGCUAUGACGCAGAGGACCUGGAAGAAUUCUGCUUUAAGUUCUGUGUGAAUCACCUGACUGAAGUGACCCAGACCGCUGCCUUCUGGCAGAUUGACGGUAACCUGCUCAAAGAUUUCAUAUGUCGAGCCAGCCGCUGUGGAGCCUUCAAAAACUGACCUCCAGCCCUGAUGAUUAUAGAGGUUGCUGUGGCGACUCCGGGAGCGACUUCUCAAAGGACUUCACAACUCUUAGUCGGCCUUCACAGACGGGUGGGUACACAUAGGAAGCCUUUAGACCAUCACCAUCGCUGUCAAAUCUGUAAUUCAUCUAAUUUCAGACUAGAACCAGUGUGUCCACUACAUGAGCAGUACAUUUCACAGUGACUAGGCUGAGCUGACAGGUAGCAGCAUGGUUACACAGUGCACUUCCAGUAGCUGUUUGCACAGUGCCCGACUGCCUGUUCACUUACACAUAUUGUGUAAAGCUGAAAUCCAUUGAGAGGCAUACUGUCGCUUGUUGUUUCUAUUAACAUGAAAGGUUCUUGCCAGUUGCCUGAUAUCACUUUAUUUUUUUAAUUAUUCUGUAUAAUUGACCAAGUUACUUCUUUAUUGUUUGCACUUGUUUUGAAACACUUUGGAGUUUGGAUGUGCCAUCUGGAAUCGUGGUUUUCAGGUUGAGGUAUGAGGCUGUUUGCGCUUGCAGAUGUCGGGACAGAAUGAGUAUUUUGAAGACCGGACACCGACAUAUCAAUAAUACAGAUUCAAGCCUUUAUUAAAGGUGGGCUGAGUCAUUCCGGAGACAUCACCGUCUCUCCAACAUGUUAGCAUGCCAGAUUUACCGUCCCUGAAUUACAAAUUCAGCAAAUAUCAACAGUCUUUCUCCAGAAUGACUCACUCCACCUUUAAGUGUGUUCAGGUCAAACUCCGGUCAGCGAUUAUCAGACUUAGUCGCUUCCUCUGCUGCAAUGUUUGAAGAUGGCCCAAGGAGGGGAACUCAGGUUAGCAUCGAGCUUCAGAACAGAGUGAGAUUCAGUCUUAAACUGUUACAGAUGUGAAAAUGAUCAUCUAAGAGCUGCAUUUGUGGAUUCUGUAGGUUAGAAAGUGUUAAUUAGUGCAGCUACAACUCCAGCACUCCAUUAAAAAAAGCUCCUUUAGUUUGUCUGUUCUUAUCGCACAAAACGUUUCAGUUCUUCUUAACAGGUGGCUAAACUUGCCUUGUUGCCAGCUGAAGUACUUGGAGCCAUUAAAUUCAGUUUACAGUCGGGCUUGUGGCCUUGCAGAAGCUUAACCUGUAUGGGCCUGGACACCUUUUCAUCCACACGACAUACCUGCUGUGUGCUGAAAAGAAUAUUUUACAGUAUUAACAUUUAUAAAGUUGUUUAUUGAUAUCUGCACUACUGCUGAGUAUUUUGAAGAACAUAUUUGCUAAUUCCUAUGCAGGACAUUUCUACUUCAUAAUUAUAUGUCUGUUGAUUGAUUUACUAUUAUGAUUAUGAUUAUGCCAGUUUUGUGACCUGCAAGCAAAUGAAUAAAAAGACUCUUGACUCUUG